This is a messenger RNA of Lynx canadensis (Canada lynx), 3433 nucleotides long. RefSeq names its product solute carrier family 38 member 8 (gene SLC38A8). Bases 1630 to 2979 code for a protein of 449 amino acids. Lineage: Eukaryota; Metazoa; Chordata; Mammalia; Carnivora; Felidae. The record is from RefSeq and is a predicted model, not a curated record. The transcript has 12 exons. Gene Ontology annotation, biological process: amino acid transmembrane transport. Gene Ontology annotation, molecular function: amino acid transmembrane transporter activity.
CGCUUAACCGACUGAGCCACCCAGGCGCCCCUCGUGGUCACCUCUCCUACUCUUUGGACCCUAUUUGUCUAGUCCUGGUCUCUUCAUACGUCGGCCUUUCCUCCAGAACGGAGCCCUUGUCUUUCGCCUCUGACUCGCUGUGAGUCUGCGUGCGUCGAAUGAGAACGCACUCAGGCCCCAGCCCCAUGGGGCGCAGUGUGCCGAAGGGUGGCCCCUGUCGUGCUGAGUAGUGUGCCCUAGAGCCUGUGGGUGUGACCUUAUCUGGAAAAUGGGUCUUCUGCUUUGCAGGUGCAGUGAGGAAAGGAUCUCGAGAUGAGAUCUUUCUGGAACGUGUGAGUGGGCUCAAAUCCCAGGACAGGUGUCCUCCCACGAAUAGGAGAGGACCCAGACACGGGGCGGGUGUGGGAAGAUGGCACCCGGAGGGACGUGGCCACCAGCCCAGCACCGCCUGGAGCCCUUAGGAGCUGGACGAGGCAGGAGGGAUCACGCCCUGGAGCCUUUGGAGGGAGGGCGGCCCUGCUGGGAGAGAAUAAAUUCCCAUUGUUUUGAGACCCCCAGCUGGUGAGUUUGGUAUGGCAGCUUCAGGAGGCUCCUUGCGUGGGGGAAGUCACGCCUUUUUCUCUCUCCCGGAAUCCUACUCUCACUCUCUGAUUCAGUGCCUCCCGUCCUGGGCGCUGGCAGCCAGGCAGGGUGCGGGGUGAAGCAGGUUUUGGGAUGACGCAGCCAGGGUUGAACCCCGGGCACUUGCCAGCGGGCCCGUUCUGAGCCCCCUGCUCCACCUGCCUGAGCUCACUGCCCGCUCUGCGUCGAGCACUAUGGCGUCACCCCCUCGGGAUUCGCUGUGGGGGACCCAGUGAGACGCCCAGCGCCGGCUACAGGGCCCGGUUCCCAGCAUCGCUCACUCGGUGAGCGCCGGUCCAGCUGUGCGCUCCUGGGCCACAAUCCCGGCUCCCUUUUCGCAUCCACGCCUGCCACUCAGCAGGUCAAACGCUCAACGCCUCUACGCGGAGCCUGCAAAGACCAAGUCUGCUGGUGACACGGUCAGGGGAUGGAGACCGUUGGAAACCACAUGGAGAAAAAGCCCUGGGCGCUGAUCUGGUGUCCGCCAGAUAAGGACUGAUCGGGUGAGGCUCUGGCUCCGGAGAUGGUUAACCGAAAGCCGCAGUCCUUAAGAGGGGGUCCCUGCACCCGCUGUAUCCGCGUCACCGGGGAGCCGGGUAGGAAUGCAGAUUCUCAGACCCACGGAGUCAGAAACCGCUGGGUUGUCUGUCACACAGCCCUCAAUCUGGGUUGUCACACGCCCUCAAGGGGACUCGAGCCCGGGUGCCAGGAGUAAAGCAGGUUCACGUUAGAAUUCCGGACGUGACCUUCGUGGACCUGUGUUUUCCCGAAGGGGACCAUUUCCUGUAUUCUGCCAUCUCGGCGGACAGCACAGCAGGUCGGAGAAGCGGUGUCUACUCAACGUCCGGUCCCAGACCAGCAACGCCCGCCUCCCCGGACCUCGGGAGUGAUGUGGAGUCUGGGCUCCACCGAGGGGACAGUGAAUUCGAAUCUGCCUUCUGACAAGACCCCAGUGGGGCCCAAGAAAUGCCGCAGAACCAGCUGGAGCGAGCCUGAGCCCUGUCCCUGAUGGCUGACAACUAUCUGAUCUUGAAGUCUGGAUUUGGGGCCAUGGAGGGACCGACGGCCGGCAGCCCAGGCCUCUCGGAGAAGCCGGUCCCCGCGGCCGCCAGCCCCUCUCUGUCCUCGCUGGGCGCUGUCUUCAUCCUCCUGAAAUCCGCGCUGGGGGCCGGCCUGCUCAACUUCCCCUGGGCCUUCCACAAGGCGGGUGGGGUGACCCCCGCCUUCCUGGUGGAGCUGGUCUCCUUGGUCUUUCUCAUCAGCGGGCUGGUCAUCCUGGGCUAUGCUGCCUCUGUCAGCGGCCAGACGACCUACCAGGGUGUGGUUGGAGGGCUGUGUGGCCCGGCCCUGGGGAAGCUGUGUGAGGCCUGCUUCAUCGUCAACCUGCUCAUGAUCUCCGUGGCCUUCCUCAGGGUGAUUGGGGACCAGCUGGAGAAGCUGUGUGGCUUCCUGCUGCCCAGCGCCCCCCCGGCCCCGCAGCCGUGGUGCGUGGACCAGCGCCUCACCCUGCCCCUGCUCUCCAUGCUGGUCAUCCUGCCCCUGUCCGUCCCGCGUGAGAUCGGGUUCCAGAAGUACACCAGCAUCCUAGGCACCCUGGCCGCCUGCUACCUGGCCCUGGUCAUCGUGGUGCAGUACUAUACCGGGCCCCAAGGCCUUGCUCGUGAGCCCCGCCCCGCACAGAGCCCCUCCUCCUGGACCUCCGUGUUCAGCGUCUUCCCUACGAUCUGCUUCGGGUUCCAGUGUCACGAAGCCGGGGUGUCCAUUUACUGCAGCAUGACCCAUCGGAGCCUCUCCCAUUGGGCCCUGGUCUCCGUGCUGUCCCUGCUGGCCUGCUGCUUCGUCUACUCGCUGACAGGGGUUUACGGCUUCCUGACCUUCGGGGCCGAAGUUUCUGCGGACAUCUUGAUGUCUUACCCGGGCGACGACGUGGUCAUCAUCGUGGCCCGGGCCCUCUUCGGAGUGUCCAUCGUGACCGUCUACCCCAUUGCGCUCUUCCUGGGGAGGUCGGUGAUGCAGGAUCUCUGGAGGAGGAGCUGGUGCCUGGCGUGUGGGCCCGGGGUCCUGGCGGAGCCCUCGGGGCCGUGGGUCCGGGUGCCACUGACCGUCCUGUGGGUCGCCGUGACGCUGGCCAUGGCCCUGCUCCUGCCCGACCUCAGCGAGAUCAUUGGCAUCAUCGGCGGGAUCAGCUCCUUCUUUAUCUUCAUUUUUCCGGGUCUGUGCCUCAUCUGUGCCGUUAACGUCCAGCCUGUAGCUGCACGCGUCAGGUGCUGUUUGGAGGCGUGGGGAGUGGUCUCCGUGCUCGUGGGCACCUUCAUCUUCGGGCAGAGCACGGUGGCAGCCGCCUUGGAACUCCUCUGAGCGGGAGGGGGUCGGCCCGGCCCCAUGGCUGCCCUGGUGCAGCUGCCUGCGUCCAGCUGUGCGACCCGUGUCCUUGCCUCAUAAAGAUGCUGGAGAAAUGGAUACUUCUGCCUCCUGAGGUUGUUCGUUUGGGCUUCUGCUGGCUCAGAGGGUUUCGGGCGCAGUGCCGAGGAGGGCGGAUUCGGGUCCUCGGGCCGCCCUGACAAAGACCGCAGCCUGGGGGCUUCGAAGGGCAGAAGGGUCCCCUCACCGUCUGGGGGCGGGAGCCCGAGACGCAGGUGUGGGCAGGGCCGCGCUGCCUAUCCGGGAGGAUCCCCUGCCCCUUCCAGCCUGCGGUGUGGCUGGCCAUCCGUGGCGGUUCUUGGCCUUCGCUUCCCGCGUGGUCAUCUGCCCUGUGUGUCCCUCCAAAUUUCUUUUCUUUUUUUUUUUUUUUUUUUUUUUUAAAGUUAGAGAC